Molecule: messenger RNA, 4380 nt
Organism: Procambarus clarkii (red swamp crayfish)
Lineage: Eukaryota; Metazoa; Arthropoda; Malacostraca; Decapoda; Cambaridae
Product: vam6/Vps39-like protein
Biological process (GO): endosomal vesicle fusion; vesicle-mediated transport; autophagy
Cellular component (GO): cytoplasm; membrane
Source: RefSeq, a predicted model, not a curated record
GCUGUUGAUGUAAACAAAGGGAAGGAGAGGAUCUGAGGCCAGGACUCUCGGCUGUCUUAAGUGUAUUAUGAAGUAGCUUCUUCUCCCAGGAAGCAUGCAUGAUGCUUACGAGGCCAUCCCCAUCCUGGAGAAGCUGCCCCUGCAGAUUGAGGCUGUCACUGCUUAUGAUGGUAAUCUGGUGGUGGGAACGAGGCAAGGCCACUUGCUCAUGUAUACAGUGACACCUGGCACCACCCGUCGCUGGGACGUUGCGCUUCUCUGCUCUAACAAAAAUUUCUCCCGUAAACCAAUUGUUCAGGUGGCAGUAAUACCUGAACAUCAGAUUAUUGUCUCCUUAUCAGAUAAUGUUGUAAGCAUUCAUGAUCUGACGGCCUUCAAUCUACCUCUUCUGUGCACAUUAACCCAAACCAAAGGUGCUACUGCCUUUGAUCUUGAUAUUAAGCAUCACGUGUCACUCACUGGGGAUGCAGUAGUGACUGUUCGUCUGGUGGUGGCUGUGAGACGCAAGCUCCAGCUCUUCUAUUGGAAAUCUAGAAAGUUUCACCAGCUUCGUGAGGAUUUAGCACUCCCAGAUGUACCACGAGCUUUAACGUGGUGCAUGGAAGCAAUUGCUGUUGCAUUUAAGCAUGAGUAUUGGCUUGUUAAGCUGACUGGUGAACAGAAAGAGUUAUUUGCUACCGGUCGCAGUCAAGAACCACUAAUUACACGAAUGGUAGAUGGAGAGCAGCUAGCAUUGGCCCAUGACAAAGAGACCAUUUUUGUUGAUGCUGAGGGCAAUGCCACCUGCAGCUAUACUUUAAAAUGGGAUGAACAACCACUUUGUUUAGCAUACAACAAGCCAUACUUGAUAGCCAUCUUAUCAAAAACAAUAGAAAUCAAGACUGCAGAACCCCAGAUUACUGUGCAAGUUCUCAACCUAGAUAAGCCUAGACUUCUUGCAGUGGGCCAGUCUUCAAAAGGAAAAAGUCAGGUUUACAUUGCAUCGGCGUCUCACGUGUGGUGUCUACAUAACGUUCCCAUCAAUCAACAGAUCCCACAACUUCUAGCUGAAAAACAGUUUGGAUUGGCCUUAAAACUUGUUGAUGUGUGGGAUGAAGCUGAGGAUGCCAAGACUCAGAUGCAAAAACACAUUCAGCACCUGCAAGCCAUUCAUCUCUUCUGUAGCAAGAGCUACCCUGAAGCCAUGAAGCUGUUUUUCACUCUUAAUACAGAUCUUCCGUUUGUUAUUGGAAUGUAUCCAGACAUGGUCCCUGAGGAAUACCGGAGUCGACUCCGGUAUCCAUACCCCAUUCCAGCACUAAGUGGUGCGGACUUAGAGCAGGCACUCCAAGCCCUUGUUCACUUCCUGUUAGAGAUGCGUCACCAGCUGUCAAGCACUGAUAGUGAGGCACAUGUGGAAGAUGGUGUAGACAACAAGUUCUCUCCCUCAGCCGCAAGCUUAAAGUCCCGUAAUGAAAAGCUCCAGAUAAUUGACACAACACUGUUGAAGUGCUAUGUACAGACUAAUGACAGUCUUGUGAAGCCCCUGCUUCGAAUGCGAGACAGCCGCGUUAGUAUAGUAGAAGGUGAACGUGUUUUACGCCAUGCCCAUAAGUAUCCCGAGUUAGUUCUUCUGCUUCAAACACGUGGACUUCAUCAGCGCGCUCUCCAGCUUUUGAUCCGCCAUGCCAAAAGAGCAGACUCAUCUCUGUGUGGCCACCACCACACCGUCACUUACCUCCAGCAUCUAGGCCCCCAGCACAUUGAUCUCAUUUUUGAGUACGGAGGAUGGGUGUUGAAGUCAUAUCCUGAAGAUGGGCUGAAAAUUUUUAUUGGUGACAAGUCCACAUCAGGUGAAGUGGAUCAACUACCACGACCAAAAGUGCUGAACUUUCUAAAGAAAACUGAGAAAUCUCUAGUCAUCCCAUAUUUGGAGCAUGUAAUUGAAGAGUGGGGUGAUACAACUCCUCUGUUGCACAAUGAGCUCAUUCAUCAGUACCGUGACAUAGUCACGGCUCCCUUCCAGUCUAGUGAUCCAAGUAAUGUAGAAGAGGAGAAAGCUAGAAGAGAACCUGUUCGUGAAAAACUUCUGAAAUUCUUGAAUGAUUCUGAAUAUUAUACUGCAGCAACUCUAUUGGUUCAUUUCCCAUAUGACAAUCUCCAUGAAGAGCGAGCAGUGCUACUGGGCUGCCUAGGCCAACAUUAUCAGGCUCUCUCCAUCUACACUCACACACUGAGGGACACGCAGGCUGCUCUGAACUACUGCCAGAAGCACUACACUGCCUCUGGAGCUGGUAGUGAGGUAUACUUGACGCUGCUGAAGCUGCUGGUGGGCCCCGCGGACACCAGGAGCCCCUCGGCAUCCCCAGUCAAGCAGCAGCUGGCAGCAAAACUAGAUGUUCAAGCUGUUCUGCAACUUCUACAGAAUUAUCUACAUUGCAUAGAUCUGGGCCAGGCACUGAAGGUCCUUCCAGAUGAAGUAACAUUAAGUUUGCUGAAACCAUUUAUCCAUGCGUCGUUUAACCUUGCUAACACUGUGUGCAAACAGAAGCAAAUAGCUCGAGGCCUCACACAGUCGGUUAAGCUUCAGACUAGUGAAGAGCUUAAUUCAUGCCAAAGAUUGAAGAUCAUGUUAUCAGAAUAUACUUACUGUGCUGUGUGCAGCAAAAGAUUCACUAAACACAGUGCUUUUGCUUGGUAUCCAAAUGGUGAUAUUGUUCACUUCUCAUGCCAGAGUCAGAGGUAACAUUGAGUAGCAUAAAACUGGCUUUGUGUCAGAUUAUUCUGUGCCACUAAUUAUAAUAUGUAUGAAUCUGUAAUGAAGAAAAUGUUGAAAUGAGCAAAAACGGUUUGGUAAGUGAAGUAACGGUGUAUGCCUGAAAGGCAAUGUUGUUCUAGGCUUGACUUGUUCUUUCAGCACAAGGCAAUUUUUCUUGUACUACACUGUUAAAAUUAUUGUAAGAUCUGCUUUAUCAGCAUAAAACAUGAUACAUUCUUAUUAUGCUUAAGUACAAGUUUGAAAUUAGAAUGACUUCUAGAUGGUAGUCAGAGAUAUCUCUACUCUCUGAUAUCGUUGGAAUGUCCUCGUUUAUUAGAUUGACGCGUAAACUACCAAUGAAAAAUGAUAUCGAAAGGUAAGGUCUGCCUUUAUAACCGAGUUAUGACAGUAAAACCAUCAUUUCUGGAGUUAUGUCAUUUGCUUUUGUGAUACAAUAGUUAUUUAAUACACGAUCAUUCCUUGACUCGUUGUGGCUUUUGUCAAUUGUGUAUGAGAUCUGAAACCCAUCAUGUGGUUAUUUAUAUAAUUAUAAUAAACAUAAGAACACAGAAACGUUGAAGGCUGUAAUUGAAGUGUAGCCUCACACAGAUUGUAUAGUUGAUGUUUUCUUGUUUCCCAAAUUGCCAUAAUUGUGUCUGCCUUUUAUGAUGGUGACUAAUCUGCAAUAUUUUUAGUUUAAUUACUCUUUAAGUUAAGUUACCAGCCUAUGAGAAAUUUUUUGUGGAAGAUAAAAUUAUAUUAACAAAUUUGGAAUACAAAAUUCCUUGUUCUCGUUGCUAGUGGUAUUAUUAAAUGCCACAAACAUUUUUGUGUACUGUAUAUUUAUACAUUAAUUAAAUUACUUACCUUGAUUUUACCAAUGCAGAGCUGAGAAAAGCGAAGGUAUGAAUGUUAAACUUGGGUCCGUCUCAAGAAACGGUGUUACUAGCAAGGUGAAUCGGGUAAUGGCAUUAGUCAUACUAUAAAUACAAGACUGGUGUAGGUUUGGUAUUUCUCACUGCUCUGCAAAAUGACAUUACAGAAAGCGCUUCUGAAUCUACUGUUACUAGACUUUACUUGUCACUAGUAAAGUUGCAUUAUUAUCCUUAGGAUAAACUGUCAUUCUUGUGACUCAAAGCAUAAUUGAUGCAACCAUUUGAGGUUGAGUGCAGUGUAUCUACAGCUUGACCAGCACUGCUACAAGCAUGAUUAUAUGUGUGUUGACACUUAUAAUGCUUCCUCACUACUUUGUGAUAAUUUGCUUCUAAUUUUCAUUCUUGUGUUUCUGAUGUGCCCCAUACUUGUCAUUUGUGAGUCUCAUUCAUUUUAUAAUGAAUGGCUUAUUGUAUCUGUACAAUAUUACAUAACUGGCACAGUUUUAAUAUGUGUCAGAUAAUGACACGUGGUUUGGAAUUUAGUGUGUGUAUAUAUAUAUACUGUUCUUUAGUGUGUGUGUAUGUAUGUAUGGAUAUAUAUAUAUGUAUGAAUGUAUGAAUAUAUACAUAUGUAUGUAUGUUCCGCGAAUGGCUUACUCGACAUUUUUUACAUGUCGAGACUUUAUUAUAAUUUUUAAUAUUCUUUUUAUACAAAAAAUAAAUAACCCUUUUGCUAUCUAAUUUAGAAACAUUAAAAUAGGAUCCAUG